Molecule: messenger RNA, 2134 nt
Organism: Diaporthe batatas
Lineage: Eukaryota; Fungi; Ascomycota; Sordariomycetes; Diaporthales; Diaporthaceae
Exons: 2
Coding region: 381-1442 (353 amino acids)
Source: RefSeq, a predicted model, not a curated record
GCCAAUGCCGCUUUGGUGAUUUCAGCCGCUGCAAAGCAACCCUUGGGAACAUAUCCAUGCAGCAUCGAUGGCACCCCUCAUCCAGCUGGAGCCCCCCGUCCAAUGUUUUGUCUCAUGCCAGUGUCCCUCUCUACUUCCCCUCUGACGCCCUCCAGCUCAUUUUCUACCAGCAGUUGAUAAAUGCGGGCGGAGUUUGAUGUGGCUACAAGUAGCACUAGAUGAGACUGUCUUGUCUUUGAGCCUUCCAAGUUGAUUACUUACACAGUAAUAAGCAUUCGUUCACUCGUUAAGUCCCUCUUGACAGCUCAAGCCAGAGUCGAGUUACUAGUCCCUGUGUUUAGUCUCCUCCACUAGCUCCGCAACAGGAUCCAACACGCAAGAUGGCCACGUCUAAGUACGACUACACGCCAGAAAAGUUCGCCACAUUCCCACAGUGGCUGCGGCGGCAGCUGUUCGAGCACCCCCGCCCGGUGACAGGUGUCGACCUGGCAGGCAAGACAGUCAUCGUCACAGGCGCGAACCAGGGCAUCGGCUUCGAGAUUGCCAGCCAGCUCCUCGUCCUCAACGUCGGCAAGCUCAUCAUCGCCGCCCGCGAUGUAGCCAAGGGCCAGGAGGCGGCCGACAAGCUGGCAGCCCAGCACAAGGGCAAGGGCGGCAACAACUCGGCCGUCGAGGUCUGGCCGCUCGACCUGCUCAACUACGACAGCGUCACGGCAUUCGCCGCGCGUGCGGGCCAGCUGGAGCACCUCGACAUCGCCAUCCUCAACGCCGGCAUCUACCGGAUCAAGAUGACCAUCAACCCCUCCACCGGCAACGAGGAGGACAUCCAGACCAACUUCCUCUCCACCUUCCUGCUCGCCAUCCUGCUGCUGCCCACCCUCCAGGCCAAGAAGCGCUCACCCACCGAGCCCGGCCGCCUGACCAUCGUGUCGUCUGACACGGCCGGCAUGACGCACUUCGUCGAGCGCGACGCUGACCCGCUGCUGGCCGCUCUCAAGGACACGAGCGGCAAGUGGAAGUGGGACAUGCAGGAGCGCUACGGCACCUCCAAGCUGCUGGGCCAGAUGUUCCUCGCCGAGCUGGCCACCCGCGUCCCGCCCUCCGAGGUCAUCAUCAACGCCGGGUCGCCGGGGCUCUGCUCUGGCUCGGGCCUCGCCCGUGACGCCGCCGGAACCUUCCUCCGCUUCCCCCUUGCCGUCUACUUUGGCCUGCUCGGCCGCAAACCUGGAGUUGGUGCCCACGUCAUCCUCGACGCCGCACUCAAGAAGGGCGAGGACUCGCACGGCGAGGUUAUCGAGUUUGACAAGAUAAGGCCACGCGGCCCGUUUGCAUACUCGGAGAAGGCUCCAGCCGUCACUCAGCGGCUAUGGAAAGAGACCAUGGCCGAGCUUUCCUUCGCCAAUGCCGAGGCCAUUGUCCAGAGCUUUGGCUCUAAGAAGUAAUGUUGUGUCCGCAAUGGAUCUGAUUUGGCAUGUAGGAUGCCUGUGUGAACACUGGCCGGGCCGCGCAGAUUUAUGUGCAGGUGUACUACACGAGCAUAUUCCGUACAACCUUUGCAACCAUUUAAUCCGUAUUAGUACUCAAUGUUACUUCUCUCCCCUGCUCGAACCUUUUCUCUUCGUCCAAUGCGUCUCUUUUCUCAUUUGCCCUGUUCUCACACUGCACCUACGUACUUUGCAACCAUUUCACGCGGUCUUCUACUGCUAGAUUAAAUAUGUAGUAACAGGGUAACGAAUGUCCACUUUCAAGGCCCAGUCAAAUUGAUCGAGACCCUCAACGGAAUUCAUGCACAAGCUCUUUCUUAGGUUCAUAUCUUCUUCGUCAUUGCUCGUCGUCCUUCAUCGCACCAAAGGUCAUGGUCAAGUUUCCAUGGUUAUCGCGGGACUCAAGCCGGGCUGCGACACAAGUUCAUGCACUUGGUAAAUGAGACUCUUGUCUUUCUAUUCCCAAGUAACAAGCACUCUAGACUCUGCACCAGUAUAGAAGACGCCGACUCCGAACGAGUGGCCGCGUGAUACUAUUGAUACAAUUGGGUACGAGUGAAAUCAGGCCUCUCCAGUGCUCUAGAGCUUCCUCCAAUUCGCUCAUCGCGAUUAGACUUUCAAGAGCAUGUAACUUGCCUCAUGUAACAGAC